This is a messenger RNA of Setaria italica (foxtail millet), 1076 nucleotides long. RefSeq lists its product as uncharacterized. Lineage: Eukaryota; Viridiplantae; Streptophyta; Magnoliopsida; Poales; Poaceae. The record is from RefSeq and is a predicted model, not a curated record. The transcript has 6 exons. The coding region runs from base 145 to 846 and encodes 233 amino acids.
AUCUUAUCCGUCCAAUGAGCAAGAAGAUCGAGACCUCCAUUUCCUAGCUCAGCACGGUCCCCCGGGGGAAGCAACCGCCCGCAGCCACUCACCGGCGACCGACGCCGGCCACGCACGCGACACAGUCACACAGCGCGCGCCCAAAUGGCUGCGUCCCUCCGCUCGCCGCCCCCGGUCCCCGCCGCGUUCCGCCGCUCCCGCGCCGUCGUCCGCGCCUCCUCGCAGUCGUCGUCGUCGUCGUCAUCCGCCGUCUCCUCCUCUUCGUCCGCCCCCAAGGCGCGGUUCGUCGCCCGCCGCUCAGAGUCCGUCUCCGUCCAGCAGCUAGCCCGCCCCCUCGCGGAGUACAUGAGCUUGCCGGCGAGCCAGUACUCGGUGCUGGACGCGGAGCGCAUCGAGCGCGUCGACGACUCUACCUUCCGAUGCUACGUAUACCGCUUCCGCUUCUUCGCGCUUGAGGUCUGCCCCGUCCUGCUCGUCCGCGUCGACGAGGAGCCCAACGGCUGCUGUAUUCGCCUCCUCUCCUGUAAGCUGGAGGGAUCGCCACUUGUGGAGGCGCAGAAUGAUAAGUUCUCAGCUUCUAUGGUGAAUAGGGUUUUCUGCAGUAGCACUUUGCAAGGUUCGACCCUUCAACAGCUUACAUCAGAUACUACAAUAGAGGUCACAAUCGAUAUACCUUUUCCAUUUCGAGCAAUACCAGUUACAGCCAUUGAGUCAAGCGGCAGACAAGUGCUUGAGCAGUUGCUCGGAGUCAUGCUUCCAAGGUUUCUGAAUCAGCUUGUUAAAGACUACCAAGCUUGGGCUUCUGGUGAUUCUUCAAGGAAACCACUUGGCACUGGCGAAAUAUGAAGCUGCACAGUGCCUCCAGUAGGCAUGAUAGUUUGUUCGUUGAACUCACUAUGUUGUAUAGCAAUCCUGCCUGAAUGUCACUCACGACAAUUUCUGUAUGUUGAAUCUGUUGAAAUUAGGUAUUGCCGUUUUCUAUUGCUGUUCUUCAGCUGUACGAGUUCUGAAGAUUGUAAAUCGAGCAUUCACAGUCACAAUGAAGAUGAUAGCAUCUGAACUGUCAUUUGUGCCCA